Messenger RNA from Rhizophagus irregularis DAOM 181602=DAOM 197198, 1591 nucleotides. RefSeq lists its product as uncharacterized. Gene Ontology annotation, molecular function: protein kinase activity; ATP binding. The record is from RefSeq and is a predicted model, not a curated record. Gene Ontology annotation, cellular component: cytoplasm. NCBI's taxonomy places the organism in Eukaryota, Fungi, Glomeromycota, Glomeromycetes, Glomerales, Glomeraceae. Gene Ontology annotation, biological process: protein phosphorylation; signal transduction.
GAACUUACUUGCCAAGAAUUUACAUUUAGUGAUUUUCCAAAACCUGUUAAUUCAUCUAUUAUUACUUCAUACAUUGAUGAAAUAUAUAAUGAAGAAGAUAAUCAGAUUGAUAAUAAGAUAUGUUUUUAUUGUAAUAACCCAUUUACUGAAAAAUUAUGGUGCAAAGAAUGUGAUCCAUACUGCAUGAUAGAAGGAUGGACUAGUGGAAACUUAAAUAUUGAUAAAUUUAUUAAAGAUUCAAUUUAUAAUGCAAGGCAAAAACUAAAUCCUGAGUUUCUUGAGUGGGUACCAUUUGAUAGACUUAUAAAUAUAGAACAAAUUGGCAAAGGUGGUUUUGCCAAAGUAUAUUCUGCAACAUGGAUAGAUGGUAAAUCGAAAUAUAAAAACCUAAGUGAUGGGAGUUGGAAAAAAUUAGAACCUGAAUCUACAAAAGUAGCUUUGAAAAAGUUAAAUGGAUCACAGAAUAUAUCAGCUGAGUAUUUAAAUGAGCUUAAAAUAUAUUGGGAUAUUUGUUUAAAUUAUGAGUCCUAUUUAACAUUUUAUGGAAUGACAAAAGACCCAGAAACCAAAGAAUUCAUGAUAAUAAUGGAUUUUGCGGAUGGGGGGAAUUUGAGAAAUAUUGUUUUACAUAAUUUCAAAAAUAUUUCAUGGAAUUAUAAAAUUAACUGGUUAUUUGAUUUAGCGGUGGAUCUUAAAAAUAUGCAUAAAUUGGGAUAUUUUCAUAAAGAUUUACAUAGUGGAAAUAUAUUACGAAAAGAUUCUGAAUUAUAUAUUUCAGAUUUUGGAUUAUCUGAACCAGCGAAUGAACAAAAAUUAGAUAACAAAAUAUAUGGUGUAUUACCAUAUAUUGCUCCCGAAGUUUUAAACAAAGAACCAUACACUUCAUCAUCUGAUAUUUAUAGUUUUGGUAUAAUUAUGAUCGAAUUAUCAUUUGGAAAACCACCAUUUUAUAAUAAAAAGCAUAAUUUAAACUUAGCACUAGCUAUAUGUGAUGGACUCAGACCUGAAUUUGGAAAGGGAACUCCUGAAAUAUAUAAGAAGUUAGCUUAUAGAUGUACAAAUGCCAAUUCAAUUGAGAGACCAACAGCCAAUGAAUUAUUUAAUAUAAUAAAAUUUUGGUUUUUUUCUAUUAUUAGCUUUGGAUGGAUGCAAGAAGAAGAAAAUUUCGGAUAUAAAGGAAAAGAAAUUAAAAAAAUAUUUGAAGAGGCUGAUAAAGAAAGACCAAAUAUUUCAAUAUUUUAUGAAAAAGAUCCUGAUGCUAUAUAUACUAGUCGAGAACUUACAUUUAGCAACCUAUCAAAGCCUGUUAAUUCCUCUAUUAUUAGUUUGUAUCUUCAAGAGGAAAAAGUUGAUGAAGUAAACACCCAAGAUUCUCAAUUAGUUAAUUUAGAUGUUAAAAGAUUUUUGUGAGGAGGCCAUUUCAGGCACGUGAUCUGUGAUGUGUUUGAUGCAAUAAUAAAUAAAUAUUUUUUUUUCUCGCGUUAACCGUUCACCUAUUUCUUUAUACAUUUUAUUUUUUGGAACCUUGGAAACCUAUUAUAUAAAUACUUUCUUUUCUUGUUAUUUAUUUCUUUUUAUUAUUUUUAUCACA